CUUACUUCUCAUUCAAAAAAAGAGAGACUAGGUUAGCUUAGCUUGCUGGUUUCACAUUAUCCCUAUGGCUUUCGGUCUCAACAUGAAUCCCAGUGGCAGCUCAGCCUUUUCAGUUUAUCAGAAACUGCUCGUUUUAGUCUCCCUGCUGGCGUUUGUCGGCGCCUCUAGUGACUCAGCUAAAACAGUGGAGUUUAACGUGAAGCCGGGAGGUGUGGUUCACACUUUCUCUGAGAAAAUAAAAGAGUAUGAAUGCAUCUUUACCUAUGCUUCGCAAGGAGGUACCAAUGAGCAGUGGCAGAUGAGUGUGGGUCUGAGUGACGAUGACAAGCUCUUCUCCUGCUCCGUAUGGAGGCCCCAGGGGAAAUCCUACUUGUUUUUCACGCAGUUCAAAGCGGAGAUUAAAGGAGCUAAGAUUGAGUACGCCAGUGCAUAUUCCCAGGCGGCUGUUGGAGGUCAAAAGGAUGUUGCUCUGAAGAAUGAGGAGUACACAGUAGGUGACUCUACAGUGACCCAUAACGAUGGUAAAUUCCGCGCCGAACUCUCAAAGCUGACCAUCAUUGGACGGACGCGCCAUGACGAGCUCUGAUCCGUCCGGCUCGGAGACACCCACCCUAACGCACAGGGGGGGAUAAAGAGGAUGGAUGAGUCUCCAGAAAGUUCUUGAAGCUCCAUCACCGAACUGUCUUCUAUGACAUCUGAGCAAUGGAAACGAAAGAGAUGAAAGGACAACAAAUCAAACAGAGACUUCUUAUCAGAGACUUGUAUCUACAGAAAUUGCUUUACGUCUCCUGGGAUAAACAUGAUUGACAGGGUUAAAGGAUCCCAGAAAAGAGACCUGGAUAGCCGUCUAAGAAUAAUUUCUUUGGGGUACUUCAUGUACAUUAAAGGGCUCAUAUCAUACAUUUUCCUUCUGUAUUAUUUUAGUAACUUAAGGUCCACACAUAUGUUUCUUUUUAUGUACCAAAAAUGGUCGUAAUUCAUUUUUACGUGACCGUUUUCCACCUAUUCUUUAUCACUUGAUAUAACUUGAACAGGCUGUUUUUGUUACUGCGCCUUUAAAACAGAUUAAAGACAAAUUAAGAUAAGCUAUGUUCUGAUUGGCUGUCCUGUAUCGGGCCCUAUUCAAAAAGCACUCGGUAUGAAUGGGCGAGGAUAAACUGUUGUAGGCUGAAUAGGUGGAUGGAUGUAAAUGAGCUGGUUUUUAUGACAUCACAGAAGCAGUUCAUUCAGAACUUAAUGUUUUUGAAGCUUAUUUUCCAUAUAUGGACCAUAUGAACUGGGUAGUGAAUAGUAUGUUUUGAAACUACAUAUUACUUCAAACUUCAGAAUUUCAAAAAUGUGAAGGUUUUCUAUGAUGUGGGCCCUUUAAGAAGGUACACUUUUUCACAAAGUUGUCUUAAAAGCAGGUGAUGGGUGUAAGGAUCUUUAUUUCAGCUUUCAUUUUAGCCCUCUAGCACUGGUUUCCAGUUUAAGGUUUCGGUCUAGCAUUGCCAUUACAUGCCCCAGAGCUCAGAGUUGGAGGACAUUACGGAUUAUGUUUCAGUAUCAUGUAUAAUACAUACCGUCUCGCUUUGUAUAGAUGUCCUCUGUUCCUGAUCAGUUCCUCCUCAUCCUGUCUGGUCAUCCUAGACUGCCUGGGGAUUUAAAAGAAACAACAGUAGUGUCCACUUUUCCACCAGGAUUUUACAUAAACAACUAUUUUUUUCACACCCUGGGUCUAAUGAACCGUGUAUUCAGAUUUUAAUAAAUAAAUUCAGCUUUUAUCAAAGAGA
This is a messenger RNA of Colossoma macropomum (tambaqui), 1772 nucleotides long. RefSeq names its product myeloid-derived growth factor (gene mydgf). The transcript is spliced from 6 exons. Bases 65 to 586 code for a protein of 173 amino acids. NCBI's taxonomy places the organism in Eukaryota, Metazoa, Chordata, Actinopteri, Characiformes, Serrasalmidae. Gene Ontology annotation, biological process: positive regulation of angiogenesis; positive regulation of endothelial cell proliferation. The record is from RefSeq and is a predicted model, not a curated record.